Spinacia oleracea (spinach) is the source of this 2747-nucleotide messenger RNA. Its product is annotated as pentatricopeptide repeat-containing protein At1g11290, chloroplastic. Gene Ontology annotation, biological process: RNA modification. Lineage: Eukaryota; Viridiplantae; Streptophyta; Magnoliopsida; Caryophyllales; Amaranthaceae. The record is from RefSeq and is a predicted model, not a curated record. Gene Ontology annotation, molecular function: protein binding; RNA binding. Bases 451 to 2643 code for a protein of 730 amino acids. The transcript has a single exon.
AAUAAAUUAUCCGCAUCUGAGGCCGAUAUUCGUAACGUGUCAACCUAAGUUAGAUAUAUGAGGCUGAUAUUCGUCAUGUGUCAACCUUAGAUAGAUACACAAACUAACGUGGUAAGGACUAAGGAGUAAGGAGUAAGGAGUAAGAACCUAACACACUAGUCAUCAAAGAACUCCUGAGUUCUUUGAACUUUUGGUGUCCCAGUUACACAUCUUAUUGCAUCUUUACUAAUGUGUUUUAUAAAAUUAACUCAUACAUUUUUUGAAAAUGAUACAUGUAUAUCAAACAGAAACUAUUAAAUAUUUCUAUUAAUCUAACCAACUACGUAAUCCGUAUAAACACAUUUUAUAAAAUUACAAUAUUCAUAUAAAAUAUCACGCAUUAUGGGUAAACGGUAAACCUCCUUUCAUUGAAGGCCAAAAAAUAUCAAAUUUUGCACCCACCAAGCCUUGAUGCGAGCUCUCAAGCAAUAUUGCUCAAGGCAAUUGUUUCUUCUUCCCUUCCCUCCAAAUUUGAUAUUCAACCAAACCACCCAAAAUCAACCAUUCUCCACUCUAUCUUCUCUCAUAAAUCUCUGCAAUAAACCUAAUCUUCUCAAGCAAUUCCAUGCAAGGUGUAUCCUCCAUGGCCAUCACCAAAACCUCUCUCUCUCCUCUGAACUCAUUGAAUCCUACGCUAAUCUUGGCCUCCAUAGCCUCUCUUUACAUGUUUUUAAUUCAAUUUCCAACCCAAAUUCGGAAAUUUACAACAGGGUUCUUCAAAUUCUUGUAAAAUCUGGUGAAUUUAGACAAACCCUUUUGUUAUAUGGCAAGAUGGUGUCAAAUUCAAUGUACCCAGAUGAAUUUUCAUACGACUCUGUUCUAAGGUCUUGUAAGCGUGUAACCGAUGUUCAUUGCGGUAGAAGGGUACAUGGGCGUUUGUUGAAACUUGGGUUUGAUGUAAAUGAGCAAGUGAAAGAGGGUUUAGCUGAGUUUUAUUGUGAAUUUGGUGAGUUUGAAAAUGCACGUAAAGUGUUCGAUGAAAUGCCUGGUAGAGAAUUGGAUAACUGGAAUUCUCUGAUAGUUGAGAGUUUACAGAAUGGGAAUCCUAGGAAUUGUUUUGGGGUGUUAAAGAAAAUGAUGGAGGAGAAUAUUUGGCCGAAUUCGGUUUCUUUGAUCAAUCUGCUUAGAGCUAGCACAGAACUGAAAUCUUUGAAAUUAGGGAUGUUGGUUCAUGGUGUAAUUGUUGUUAGCGGCCUUAUUCCAGAUUUAGCUGUAAGCACCGCAUUGUUGACUAUGUAUUCCAAACUAGGUAGCUUAAAGAAUGCGAGUUUGAUGUUUGAGGUAAUGCCCGAAAAGGAUCGUGUCGUGUGGAACUUGAUGAUUUCAGCAUAUUUUCGACAUGGGCAUCCGAGAAAAUCCAUGGAGUUAUUGGUGAAAAUGAGUAAUGAAGGAAUAAGAAUGGACCUGUACACUGCACUUGCAGUCUUACCGUCAACUAUUGAGUUGAAAUCACUUGAAUGGGGGAAGCAAAUCCAUGCCCAUGGCAUCAGAAAUGGCUUAGAUAAUCAAGUUUCAGUUCAGAAUUCUUUGAUAGAUAUGUAUAGUAAAUGUGAUAGUCUGGAAGCUGCCAAAAAGGUUUUUGAUUUGGUAGUGGAGAAGACUGAGGUUUCCUGGAGUUCAAUGAUUAAAGGAUUUGUAAUCCAUGAACGAUAUUUCGAUGCUCUGUGUCUAUUUGCCAGAAUGAAAUAUGAUGGAUUUUCGGCUGAUUCUGCAACAGUUGUGAGUGUCUUGCCUGCUUGUGUGAAUGCUGGUGCAUUGGAACAGGUGAAAUAUAUUCAUGGGUGCACCAUCAAAUACGGUCUGCUCUCUGUACCUUCUGUUAAUACAGAACUUCUAGUGAGUUAUGCUAAAUGUGGAUGCAUAGACAUGGCAAGAAGGUUAUUUGAUGAGGAAGAGGUUGAUUAUAAGGACACAAUUACUUGGAAUUCGAUGAUAAGUGCAUAUUCUAAACACGGAGAGUGGCAACUAUGUUUUGAUCUUUACGAGCAGAUGAAAAAAUCAUAUUUCAGACCAGACUCUGUGACAUUUCUUGGAUUACUAACAGCUUGUGUUAAUUCAGGUCAAGUUAAUGAAGGGUGGAGAAUAUUCAAGGAGAUGACAGAAACCUAUGGUUUUCAACCUAGCCAAGAACACUAUGCUUGUAUGGUGGAUCUGUUGGGUAAGGCUGGACAUAUUAGUAAAGCUAAAGAGUUAAUAAACUCGAUGCCCAUCAAACCAGAUGCACGUGUAUGGGGUCCGUUGUUAAGUGCUUGUAAAAUGCACUCUGAGACUGCAGUUGCUGAGUUAGCUGCUGAGAAGCUGGUUGAAAUUGAACCAACAAAUGCUGGGAACUAUAUAUUGAUGUCUAACAUAUACGCUGCAUCUGGAAAAUGGGACAAAGUAGCAAAGAUGAGAAGUUUUCUUAAAAGUAAAGGGCUGAAGAAGACUCCUGGGUGUAGUUGGUUGGAGGUUCAUGGAAAAGUGCAUGAGUUUCGAGUUGCUGAUAGAUCUCACCCGAGAUCAAAUGAUAUAUAUUCCAUUUUGCAGUAUAUAGAACUCGAUAUUGAGGACAUCAUAAAGGAAGGCCUACAAAAGCCAUGGGUUGUUGCAGAUAUUGAACAUUAGACAAGAGAAAGACAGUUGUGUUUGUGUGUAAUUUAGGGAGGAACUCUUGUCCAAUUUUCGGGAUUGCAUGUUUUGACUCAAUCUCAAGUGCUUUUAUUCUAAAA